UUUCUUUGCUGGCUGGCUGGUAGCUAGACGCGAACCAAGUCUUGUUAAUUCCUUAAUCCCCCCGCCGCCAAUGGAGACGCCGCUGCUCACCCACUCCGGCGCCGGCGACGACGGCGGCGACUACGCGCCGGUCAAGUCCCUGCCGGCGCUCCGGUCGGUGUUCCGCACCGAGACCGUGAAGCUGUGGAGGAUCGCCGGGCCGAUCGCGUUCAACACGGUGUGCCAGUACGGGCUCAACUCCGUCACCAACAUGUUCGUCGGACACAUCGGCGGGCUGGAGCUCUCCGCCGUCGCCAUUGCACUCUCCGUCAUCAGCAACUUCUCCUUCGGAUUCUUGCUAGGAAUGGGGAGUGCACUGGAAACCCUCUGCGGCCAAGCUUUUGGAGCAGGACAGGUCCACAUGCUAGGAAUCUACAUGCAAAGAUCAUGGAUCAUCCUCUUGGUCUCCUGCCUCUUCCUCCUCCCUCUCUACAUCUUCGCCACUCCAAUCCUCAAGCUACUAGGCCAGGAAGAACAGAUAGCCAAUCUAGCAGGACAAUUCACAUUGCUCAUAAUCCCACAGCUCUUCUCCCUGGGAGUGACAUUCCCAACCCAGAAGUUCCUCCAGGCGCAGAGCAAGGUCACUGCUCUGGCCUGGAUCUCGCUCGCUGCGCUGAUCGUGCAGAUCCCUCUGCUCUGGCUCUUCAUCUUCUGGUUCGAUUGGGGCACGACCGGUGCAGCUCUGGCCUAUGAUGUGACAAGCUGGGGUGUGGCUAUAGCUCAGGUGGUUUAUGUGAUCGGUUGGUGCAAGGAAGGGUGGACCGGGCUGUCGUGGCUCGCGUUUAGGGACAUUUGGGGGUUCGUCAGGCUGUCGUUGGCGUCGGCUGUGAUGCUUGCUCUUGAGAUUUGGUACUUCAUGAGUGUCAUUGUGAUUACGGGGCAUCUUGAUAAUGCUGUCACGGCGGUUGGUUCGCUUUCGAUAUGUAUGAAUUUCAAUGGAUGGGAAGCUAUGGUGUUCAUUGGUAUCAACAUAGCUAUAAGCGUUCGAGUAUCGAAUGAGCUAGGAGCAGGGCAUCCUAGAGCAGCGAAAUACGCGGUUUACAUCGUCGUGUUUCAGUCGUUCCUAAUCGGGCUGUUGUGCAUGGUGGCGGUGCUGAUAUCGAAGGAUUACUUCUCGAUAAUCUUCACCAACGACAAAGACCUGCAGGUAGCUGUGUCUAAGCUGGCGUUCUUGCUUGGUAUCACCAUGGUUCUCAACAGUGUUCAGCCAGUCAUUUCAGGUGUGGCUAUUGGUGCUGGGUGGCAAGGGCUGGUGGCUUACAUCAACAUAUUCUGUUACUAUGUAUUCGGGCUGCCACUAGGGUUUCUUCUCGGCUACAAAUUUAACUUGGGUGUUACGGGGAUUUGGGGUGGAAUGAUUGCAGGGACGGCAUUGCAGACUCUGAUACUCUUGAUCAUCCUCUACAAAACCAACUGGAACAAAGAGGUGGAGCAAACGACAGAAAGAAUGAAGAAAUGGGGUGGACAUGAGAUCAAUGGUGAUAAUCAGAGGAAGAUCAAUGGAGCUUGAAAACAGGGGAGAAAGGAAAUGAAAAGCUUUGAGGAUGAUGAGUUUAUUGGGUUUUAGGAGAAUGAUUCAUGUAAAGCAAUGAACUAGAGAGGACAUCCCCAAUUGAAACUUGGAAAACCCCAUAUUCUAGUUAGCAUUUUAGAGUUUUUCCUCCUUUUUGAGCAAGCCUAGUCCUAAUCUGUGGGCAGUUCUCCUGGUUCAUUGACUCUCUGAUUACUGUUGUAUUAUGAAAAAGUUAUUAUUGACAUGGCUGGCUAGGGCUGUUAGUUUGGUUUGGUUAACAAAUCACUAAGCAUGAAAAAUAAAAAAUAAAAAAUCAAAUCAGACAAAUUCUCAAAAAUCAAAAUCAAAAUUG
Messenger RNA from Linum tenue, 1904 nucleotides. Lineage: Eukaryota; Viridiplantae; Streptophyta; Magnoliopsida; Malpighiales; Linaceae. The record is from the annotation of a GenBank genome assembly.